AUGACGGACAACCAGACAGGAAGCAAGACGGCCAAGCCAGAAGGUGCUCCAGGUUCGCACUCGGAACUGUUUGGGCUCCAAGGCCAGAAGAGAGCAUCGACAACCGCGGGCGCUGGAGCAGGAGGGGGCAUCAUCGGAACCAGUGGGCAUGCUGGCGCGGCAAAUAAGGGCGUUGAUCUAGGCUCGCGGAGCGACAUUCAGAACGCAGGUGUUGCGGGCGUCGCUGAGGGAGGGAAGAGCUCUACUAUCACAGGAUCUGGCGGAGAGACUCUCACUCCAAGUCAAGGAAGUGGAGAUGUUCGUUCGGCAGGCGAAGAGAAGGGCGUCUUCGACAAGUUGAACCCUUUAAAGCGAGAGUGA
This is a messenger RNA of Cladophialophora psammophila CBS 110553, 360 nucleotides long. RefSeq lists its product as uncharacterized. Lineage: Eukaryota; Fungi; Ascomycota; Eurotiomycetes; Chaetothyriales; Herpotrichiellaceae. The record is from RefSeq and is a predicted model, not a curated record. The transcript has a single exon. Bases 1 to 360 code for a protein of 119 amino acids.